Messenger RNA from Penaeus indicus, 1327 nucleotides. RefSeq names its product circumsporozoite protein-like. The coding region runs from base 223 to 1188 and encodes 321 amino acids. The record is from RefSeq and is a predicted model, not a curated record. The transcript is spliced from 4 exons. Lineage: Eukaryota; Metazoa; Arthropoda; Malacostraca; Decapoda; Penaeidae.
GAGAAAGAAAAAUCUCCAGAACCGGAGAUGAAUUUUACAACCGCAAAUCAGCAAAAAUAAAGAUACAAAAUCUGGGAUUACUUUUCUAAAAAAGAAGUGAAAACAGAAACAAAUUGAUAUGAUAUGAACCUGCAUUAUAAAUAGGUUCACGGGGAGCUGGCCGGAUCGCCCGGCGAUGGCGCGCUGUCCGUCGAGGCCGACGGGACGGGGACGGGGGUGCAGAUGGCGAGGAGCCUCCGGGACCUCGAAGAAGAAAGGGACUUGAGGAGAUUUGGCUUCUUUAGGAAAGUCUUCAAAGGAAUUAAGAAAAUCGGAAGGAGCAAGAACAUACAACGCCAGGAUAGCGAAGACUUCGAAGACUAUAGGGAAAGAGAGAGACGGGGACUUGGGAAAAAGAAACCGAAGAAGGUGAAAAAGAAAACGAAGAAGACGAAAAAGAAAACGAAGAAGGCGAAAAAGAAAACGAAGAAGACGAAAAAGAAAAAGAAGAAGACGAAAAAGAAAACGAAGAAGACGAAAAAGAAACCGAAGAAGCUGAAAAAGAAACAGAAGAAGACGAAAAAGAAAACGAAGAAGCUGAAAAAGAAACAGAAGAAGACGAAAAAGAAAACGAAGAAGCUGAAAAAGAAAACGAAGAAACUCAAAAAGAAACAGAAGAAGACGAAAAAGAAACCGAAGAAGCUGAAAAAUAAGGCAAAAGGGAAACUGACAGGAUCAGGAAUGGAACAAGAAAAUGCUAUGGAAGGUGACGGAAACGGAAAGGAAGGAGGAGGAGAACCCGCCGAAGGAGGAGAACCUACCGGAGGAGAAGAACCCGCCGGAGAAGGAGGAGCAGAACCCGCCGCAGGAGGGGAAGAACCCACCGCCGCAGGAGGUGAAGAACCCGCCACAGGAGGAGAACCCGCUGCAGGAGAAGAAGAACCCGCCGCAGGAGGGGAAGAACCCGCCGCAGGAGGGGAAGAACCCGCCGCCGCAGGAGGUGAGGAACCCGCCGCAGGAGGAGAAACCGCCGCAGGAGGAGAAGAACCCGCCGCAGGAGAAGAACCCACCGCAGGAGGAGAAGAACCCGCCGCAGGAGGAGAAGAACCCGCCGCAGGAGGAGAAGAACCCGCCGCAGGAGGUGAAGAACCCGCUGCAGGAGAAAACGCCGAGGGAGGAGGAGAGGCAAGCGAGGGCCAGGCAGCGUGAGGCAAAGAAGCAGCAGACGGCUCCAGCGAGUGCGAGAAACCGGAAGAUGACUAAAAACAUCCAUGGAGUUGGAGUAAAGCCACAGGUGCUCAACUGCCCUAACAAACUCCUGCCACCCAAACUCGACUCAGUGUGACUA